AUAACCUCAAAUAUAUGCCUUACGUUAUAUUUACGAUCUGCGAGUUUCAAAUUUACGAGAAAAGCAACGCAAAGGAACGAAAUAUUACCAGUUCGCCGCGAAUUCUAGUAUCGUAGCUUUACUAAAUAUUUUUUACGAUAUAGAGUAGAAAAAAUUAAAAAUCAACACAUUAUCAAUGAAUACAUGAAUACCAUCAAACAGUCAAGUUAAAGUGAAGUAUAGUUAGAAAUAAUCUCUGCUACAGUGAACUCCAUAAAUCAUGUUGAUGAACAGGUUAUGUUCUACUGUAGCAAAUUUGCGUAAAAUCAACGGGUCUACUUCUGUAUUGUUGCAAAGAACUAUCAAUACUAAAUCAAUUGAUGAUGAUUCCGAUGAUAAGCCAAUCGCAUUCUCAACAACAGAGGCAGCAGUCUGGAAAGCACAACACAGUCGUGUGCCACCAAAUGAGCGAGUGUGGUAUACACCUUAUGUGGUUUCAGGAAGCAUUGCAACAUUCAUGUUAUACUUUUGCAUAUUAAGAGAGGAAAAUGAUAUUGAUGAAAUUAUUUAUCGACCUCUACCAGAAACAUUGCAAGGUAUCGAAAAAGUUUUCCCAGAGAUGGAUUUCAAUACAAAACCUGAUUAUGUCUUAUAUCAUGAAAAGAGAAAGCAAAAUAUAAACACAACAAAAUAAAAAUAGAGGAUAUUCAACCUGAAUUGCUGCAACAAAAAAGCAAAUAAUUAAUAAAUGAAUAAAUAAUAUUCCUUGUAGAAAAGUUAUUAUUGCAUAUUAUCAUUGAAUAACUUAUUGCUUUAAGUUGUAAUUGAUUCAGUAGUUUCUUAGAAAAUGUUUAUUAAGAUACUGUCAAAUUUGUAAACAUUAUAUUUGAAAAUAGUGUAAAUAAAUAUUCUG
This is a messenger RNA of Phymastichus coffea, 892 nucleotides long. Its product is annotated as ubiquinol-cytochrome-c reductase complex assembly factor 4. Bases 260 to 673 code for a protein of 137 amino acids. The record is from RefSeq and is a predicted model, not a curated record. The transcript is spliced from 2 exons. Lineage: Eukaryota; Metazoa; Arthropoda; Insecta; Hymenoptera; Eulophidae.